Fusarium odoratissimum NRRL 54006 is the source of this 831-nucleotide messenger RNA. RefSeq names its product alcohol dehydrogenase. The record is from RefSeq and is a predicted model, not a curated record. The transcript has 4 exons. NCBI's taxonomy places the organism in Eukaryota, Fungi, Ascomycota, Sordariomycetes, Hypocreales, Nectriaceae. Gene Ontology annotation, molecular function: oxidoreductase activity. Bases 1 to 831 code for a protein of 276 amino acids.
AUGGCCAAUACUACUACCAUGAAGCAGUGUAUCGUCUGUUCUGAUAAAAACGAUCUAGAUGGCAUGGUCUUUGUCGACGCCCCGGUUCGCCAAGUGGUGGAAAAUGAUGUGCUCAUCAAGCUGCGCAGUGCUGCCCUCAAUUAUAGAGACAUCACCAUUCCGAUGGGCAAAUUUGUCUUCGCAUAUAAGCUUCCGGUCGACCUGCAUCAGAUGGGGCCAACGAAGUGGUUGAGGUGGGCUCAGGAGUUAGCACAAAUGGAAGAAGGCCCUGCCAUUGCAGCAACUGGCUUAGGAGGUACGAUUGAUGGUGCCCUGCGCCAGUAUGGCGUGUUCAAUGAGGAUGGCGUAGUACGAGCUCCCAGCAAUAUCAGCUUUGCAGAGGCGCGCACGUUUACAGGGGCACCUCUGACGAGCUGGAAUGCACUCUACGGUUUUCGACCACUCAAGGUCGGAGAAACCGUGCUGGUUCAGGGAACGGGAGGAGUAAGCAUCUCGGCGUUGCAGCUUGCGAAAGCGGGUGGUGCGAAGGUCAUUGCUAUCACGUCAUCUUCGGAGAAAGCUGAGAAGCUCAAGGCACUAGGAGCCGACCAUGUAAUCAACCACAAAGAUAACCCCGAAUGGGGUCCAACUACACGCAAGUCGACUCACGAUGAGUCUGGCGUUGAUCAUAUCCUUGAAAUCGGUGGCUUUGGGACUCUUGCGCAGAGUUUGAAGGCGAUCAAGUACCAAGGUGUCAUGAGCUUGAUUGGCUUCCUAGGUGCCAACUCAGGUGAAGCUCCCCCAUCUGCCUUGGAAACCUUGUCGAGCAUGUACAUUAUGCGUGCCAUCUAA